Molecule: messenger RNA, 963 nt
Organism: Musca vetustissima
Lineage: Eukaryota; Metazoa; Arthropoda; Insecta; Diptera; Muscidae
Exons: 3
Coding region: 46-963 (305 amino acids)
Cellular component (GO): cytoplasm
Molecular function (GO): phosphatase activity
Source: RefSeq, a predicted model, not a curated record
AAAUACUUCGUCAAAUUGCAUUGAUAACGGCAUUGACCGACCAACAUGACAUCGAAUAACAUUAAAAAUUUACGCCAGCUGUCGCCGGAAGAACGCAAAGAAUUCCUGGAAUCUUUUGAUGUCAUCUUUUUUGACUGCGAUGGAGUUCUGUGGAUGGUUACGGGUGGACCCAUACCAGGAGUAUUCGAAGCACUGCAACGUCUCAAGGAUCAGGGAAAGCGAGUGAAAUUUGUAUCGAACAAUAGUGUACGAUCACAUGCGGAAUAUUUGGAAAGAUUUGCAAAAUAUGGUAUGGCAAAUGUCCAAGAGGAUGACAUUGUCCAUCCGGUCAAAUCAAUGAUUUGGUAUUUAAAACGUCACAAACCCAAUGCAGUGGUAUUGCCCUUGGUCGGCAAAGCAGGCAGGGAUUUAUUGGUGGAUGAGGGUUUGAAUGUUGUUAAUAUGGAUUUGGAUACAACAACAUGUGCCGCCAUGGGAUAUUUUGUCUUAAAACAUGGCCCUCCCAAGGUGGACUAUGUUCUGGCUGAUGUCAAUCCCUCUGCGGGUUAUAUACAUUUGGUCAAGGCAUUGGAGUAUUUGAAGGAUCCUCAGUGUCAGCUGUUGCUGGGAGCAAUGGAUGCGGUCAUACCCUUGGCUGCUGGACAUACAAUGCCGGGUUACUUAGAUUUCUAUAAUUUCCUCAUAAAACAUUCCAAUAAACAACCCAUUGUUUUGGGUAAACCUUCCCAGCUGCUGGCGGAUAUUCUCAAAGAACGUUUCGGAAUAUCACAACCACAACGUUGCCUUUUUGUAGGAGAUUCUUUAAAAAUGGAUAUAAAUUUUGGAAAAAGUGUUGGCUUCCAGACAUUAUUCGUACUGAGCGGUGCCAAUACCAAAGAGGAUAUGUUGAAUACGGAGGAAUGUAAUCAACCGGAUUAUUAUGCUGAUAGUGUGGGCGAUUUUAUGGAGUUGUUUGUGAAUUAA